This is a messenger RNA of Daucus carota subsp. sativus, 613 nucleotides long. RefSeq lists its product as uncharacterized. Bases 118 to 342 code for a protein of 74 amino acids. The record is from RefSeq and is a predicted model, not a curated record. NCBI's taxonomy places the organism in Eukaryota, Viridiplantae, Streptophyta, Magnoliopsida, Apiales, Apiaceae. The transcript has 3 exons.
AGUCAGAAAAGGUUUAGCAGCAGGCAGUCGGAGGCUCGGAGCAGACGAAGUCAGAGAGAUCAACGAGAGAGAGAGAGAGAGAGAGAGAGAGAGAGAGAGGGAGGAGAGAGGAGAAAGAUGGGUGCAUUUUGGGGGAGCAGAGUGAUGGAGAUCGUAAAGAAGCACGACUCGUCUGGGCUUCUGUGGAAGAGAAUUAAGCUCACUACCACUCGCAAAGCCAACGCCAAGAAGCGCAUACUUCGUGUCUGGCAGAAUGACGCGGUUCUAAAGGCAUGUGCUGAGCCACCUCUUCAGAAAACUGCACAGAUGGACGCUGAGGGAUCACAGUUAAAGAAAGAUUGAACAGCCAGGAUUAGCCAAUAAGUUGUGUUUCCGCUAAAGGAACAGUUAUGGUAUGGGUUCUCUGGUAUUUGUGCUGGAUUUACUGGAUUUAAAGUUUGGAAAAUCCUGUUGACAUCCAAUUUGCCAAUAUUUUGGGAGUGUUGGGAUCCUUUCAGCACAUUAUAUUUCCUAUGAACGUCACUUGGCCGCACAUUCAUUAUUGAUAAAUGUACAAUAUGUUUUCGUUGUUGGAUUAUGUCCUGUUAAUAUUGUAGACUGUAUUUGAUCAUAA